AAGCAGGAGGCAUUGCAUUUCUGAAGAGCCUGUAUUUAUUAUGGGUGGCUGGAUAUCUGCAUGCUGGCUCAGUUCCCUGUAGUAAGGAACUGACCACAUUACUAUUUGCAAACACAGGGUUCACUCAAGUGGUACUAAAAAGAGAAGAGGUGGGGCAAGCAGAGCUUUAAAAAGAAAAGAGGAGUCCGUCCAAGUCUGAAUGUAAAAAACAGCAGCGUUUCAGAGAAGGAUGGUACCUUGGGAUUUUGCUCCCUGCACUCCACUGAGAGCUGUGCUGAAGAGUUUUCUGAAUUCUCUGCUUUUAAGAUUUAAACAGCAGCUUUGUUGCAAGGAAUUUUGAAGCGAUUCUUGCGAGCAUGGCUUUUAAGCUGUGUUAAAUUUGUGGCAAGAGUGUCAGGCAUUUCAUACUUGGCUUCCAAAAGAGAGAGAAAAAAAAAAAAAAGAAACGAAAGAGAGAGAGAAAAAAGCCCUGAUGUGUGGGGAAGAAAUCUCCCAGGAAUUUCUUCAAGGUUGUAGUCAGACACAGUAAAGUCUAAAGUGACAAGAAAAGCAAGGCAAAGAUAAAACUUGAAAUUUUGAUAAGAUGUCUGAGUCAAAAGUGGCAGAUUGCAGAAAACUUUUGGGAUUACACAUGCUCAUCUUGUCCUGGAUAUGAAUGAAUACAAGCUAGUUUUUUUCUAGUGACAGCUCAGAAAAUCCCUCAAGAUUAUGUUUCUCUUCCUUGUUGCUUUUUUGCCAGUGGUUUUUAAAAUUGGUUUUGUCAGCCUCUCAGCUCUGCAGCACUGGAACUGUCCUAAUGGAUACAGACUAAAGCCUGAAAACUCUGCUUGUGUAGAUAUUGAUGAGUGCCUUGAAGGCGAUUUGGGAACCUGUGGCCAAACCUGUAUCAAUAUUCCAGGGUCAUACAUCUGCUCCUGUUUGCCCGGCUACUCCUUGGGUAUGGACAAGUGGUCUUGCUAUGUGAAUGACCCAGCACCAUUCCUGCUUUUUAGCCAUGGAAAUGCCAUCUUUAGAAUUGACACUGAAGGGACAAAUCACGAAAGAUUGGUUGCUGAUACUGGUCCAUCAACACUUAUGGAUUUUCAUUAUAUAGAAGAGAAAGUGUAUUGGGUAGACUCUGAAAGGCGACUGCUUCAAAGAAUUCACCUAAAUGGCACAAAACGAGAGAGACUAUGUUACAUAGACAAAGGCAUUUCAGGAUUUGCUAUUGAUUGGAUAAACCAGGACAUUCUCUGGGCCAACAGACAGAAAGGAACCGUGGAAGCAACAGACAUGAAUGGGAAGAAACGCCGAGUUCUACUCAGAGCUGUUGGUCGUCCCACAAGGAUUACCAUUGACGCUGAACAAAGGCUGUUAUUCUUGUCUUCAGAUAGUACAGUUUCCAGCAUACACCGAGUGUCCCUCAGUGGAAAUGACAUGAUAAAUAUUUUAAAAACCACAGACAAAGUAAAGGCCAUCUCACUAGAUUUGAUUGACACAAGGCUCUACUGGAUCCAACAUGACCUUGGAAAAGAGAUUUCCCAUAUUGGAUCAUGUGACUAUGACGGUGGAGCUCUUCGUUUCCUCAGAAAUUCUGUCCGACAUCAAUUGCUGGGUAUGUCACUCUUCGCUGAGCACCUGUACUACUCAGACUUGAGGUCUGGCAUGAUAUGGAGAGCCAACAAAUAUACUGGAAAUAUUGUGGUCACAAUUAGCCUGAAGCCAUCAUUUUUCCCACCAGUGGAGAUAAAAAUAGUACAUCCAUUUAAGCAGCCAGGUGCAAGGACUGAUUCUCAGGAUUUGGAAAAAGGAAUCUGUGAUUUGAACAGAGAAAAGUGCAGACGAAGAAUCUGCAGGCCAGACUCAAGGACUCAUCGGUGUAAAUGUUCUAGUGGCUUUAUUUUAAGUCGAAAUAAACAGUUUUGUGAAGACAUUAAUGAAUGUGGCUUCUGGAACCACGGCUGCACUUUAGGCUGUGUGAACAUCCCUGGUUCCUACUACUGCACCUGCCCGAGAGGCUUUGUUCUGCUGCCUGAUAGGAAAACUUGUCAUGAGCUAAUUACCUGUACAAGUAAUAACACCGGAUGUAGUCACGGCUGCCUUCAAACAUCUAAAGGCCCUGUUUGCUUUUGUCCAGAGGGAUCUGUACUCAAAGUGGAUGGCAAAACAUGCACAGGUUGUACAUCUCCAGAUAACGGUGGCUGCAGUCAGAUAUGCUCUUCUUUAAGCCCAUCCUCCUGGGAAUGUGCUUGUUUUCCUGGAUACAAACUUCAGCGAGACAGAAAGCACUGCACUGCUGUAGGUCCUAAGCCAUUUUUGCUAUUUGCAAAUGGCCAAGAUAUCCGCCAGAUCAGUUUUGAUGGAACAGAUUAUACAAGUUUACUUGACUGGCAGAUGGGAGUAGUCUUAGCACUGGACUCUGACCCGGUGGAAAAUAAGAUUUACUUUGCCCACACCGCCUUGAAAUGGAUAGAACGAGCUAAUCUGGAUGGUUCAGAUCGUGAAAAGGUUAUUCACGGAGCUAUAGAUACACCCGAAGGCCUUGCUGUGGACUGGAUUAACCGUAAAUUGUACUGGACAGACAGAGGGAAGGUGUGCAUUGAAAGGAGCAAUCUGAAUGGAAUGCAAAGAAAAAUGAUCAUCUGGGAGGAUCUCUCUCAGCCCCGAGGGAUUGCCAUUCACCCAUUUGCUAAGAGAUUGUUCUGGACGGACAUGGGGGUCAGCCCGCGGAUUGACAGCUCUUCAUUAGAGGGCUUCGAUCGCCGGGUCGUGGCCAGCACUGGCCUGGUGUGGCCCAGUGGGAUAGCUCUCGACUACUUGGCUGACAAGCUGUACUGGUGUGAUGCUAAACAGGCCCUGGUUGAGAGUGCAAACCUGGAUGGUUCUGGGCGUCGAGUUCUUGCACAGAAUGAUGUAGGCCACCCUUUCGCUGUAGCGGUGUUUGAGGACCACCUGUGGUUUUCUGACUGGGCUAGGCCAUCACUAGUGAGGGUGGACAAGAAAACCGGCCAAAACAGGGUACGUCUUCGAGGCAGCAUGCUGAGACCCUCAUCAGUGGUUGUAGUUCAUCCUUUGGCGAAACCAGGAGCAAAUCCUUGCCUUUAUGAGAAUGGAGGCUGUGAUCAGAUCUGUGAAAACAGUUUUGGAAUUGUCCACUGCAAGUGCCAUCCAGGAUUUGGGAAAACUCAAGAUGGAAAAUCCUGUUAUGCUCUGGAUUCUUCCAACUCAACAGCAGGAAGUGUCUCUAUGCACAAGGAGGUAAUGCCAAUGCCACCACCAGAGACUGUGCUCCAGAGCACAGGAAGCACUGGGAUUUUUAAGGAUGUAAACAAUGGGGAAAAGCAGAAAAAAACUUUUUUUAUGGCUGAAAUCAUGGUAUCAGAUGAAGAUGACUGCACUGCACUAGAAUGUUAUGUCAAUGCAGAGUGUGUUUUGCUGGAAGAUGGUGCUACGUGCCAGUGUUUGAAAGGAUUUACCAGGAAGGGGAAAUCAUGCUAUGAUGUUGACGAGUGUGCCGUGCACAUGGACCGCUGCAACCGCAGCGUGUCAGACUGCAUCAAUACGGAAGGGGGAUAUGUCUGUAAAUGCCUGGAAGGCUACACUGGAGAUGGAGUCCAUUGCCAUGAUAUUGAUGAGUGCAAGACGGGGUCCCACACCUGUGGAGAGAACAUGACCUGCACAAAUACCGAAGGAAACUUCACUUGCUCGUGUGCUGAUCAUGCCUCUGGAACUGGCAUCGGCUGCAAAUCUACUGUUCCCCCAGCUUCUGCUAGCAAUGAAUACACUACAAACGCUGUGCAUGCUGAUACUGUAGGAUGUCCUCCUUCCUAUGAGUCAUACUGCCUCCACGGUGGAGUGUGCAAUUAUGUUUCUGACCUACAAGACUAUGCCUGCAACUGUGUGACAGGCUACGUGGGGGAGCGCUGCCAGUUCAGCGACCUGGAGUGGUGGGAGCAGUGGAGCGCCGGGCGCGCCAAGGUGCGGAACAUCGCCAUCACCGCGUGCGCCGCCGCGCUGGCCCUGCUGCUGCUGCUGGGCCUCCUGGCUGCCUACUGCCACAGAAGUCAGAAUUUGUAUAAGAAGAAUCUCUGUGCAGAAGCGACGAGAGCCGCCAGCAGCCGCACUGACAAUGAGAGCGUAACACCUACUGGCAACAAGUCUCUGUUUGCGGUUUUUAAGGAGGGUAACAAUUCUCUGGAGACUAAAGCAGUUGAUCUAAUUGAGUGUGAGAGAGCAGAUCCUCAUCCUGUCUGUCUUUCAGAAUCAGAACAGCCUGUAGCACAUAACAAAGCAGCAGAGACUUUGGCAGAAGAGGAGGAAGAAGAACAAGGCCUCCAGAAAGAGGGUCCUGUUGGUGAGAAAUCACACCAGCCCACGGGAGCGGCGAAGGGCCUGCCCCAGGCUCCCUGGAACACCCACCCCAAUCCCCUGCCAGAAACGGAGCCUUGCAAUCUAGCCCCAGCCAGCUUGCUGAUGCAGCCAGACUAGAAGCAGUCUGUGUUUGAAUGGGAAAAGGAGGAAGUCAGCGAAGGAUGGGAACUCACUAAAGCACUAAAGCAACACUUUUUUUUUUUUGUUCUUUUUUUUUCCAUUAAAAUCUGCUUUGGAAAACCCCCCACCAUUAUUCAGAACAAAACAGAGAAGUCCUUGCCACUCCUUCCCUGUCAUAUCUACUUAGAAGAAUUACUGUGAGCACCGUGUUGACAAUGAGUACUCUAUAAGUGUCACUGCUGCUAACUUCAUUAACUGCCUGCUAAAAGGUCACUGAGAGGAAGGUAGUCAAGCAGGUGAUUUAUCAGUAAUAAGUAUUUUCUAAGAGAGCUUGUUGGAAGUUGUGAUCUUUACACGCACAGAAACUGCCUAGAAAAUGUGACACAAGGACAGCUGCAGAGAAACAGGAAUGGAGGAUAACACAGAAAAAUUAGUUCAAAAUGGGUCUUACUAUUAAAAUAUUUUUAUGGACGCUAUAUGCCUAUCCCCAGUGCUGCUGACAGAAUGGUGUAACUUCUUGGAUUACACCUGAGAUGUUUUUGUGUCUACCAAGCACCAAAUAAGAUCUUGCAUGUCUCAGGUUUUUUGUACUGGAGGAUGGUUUGCAGGCGCAUGUUAUUAAUGAUGGGCAGCAUUUGAGGGGAAGGUGAUUCCUCAUUUUUUUUUUCCCCAGUCUACACUGCUCCUUCAGAGCAUAACAGGAUUAUUUCUGGGCUGAGGAAGUGGGUUUGUGUCUGCUUUCAGCCCUGUGGAGAGGGAUGUUCUGGGGCUGUCCUUGUCUUACAGGAGUGUGCCAGGCACCAAAACCUGAUCCAUUGUAUAGGACUCAGUGUGAGGAAGAAGUCCAGCCAAUUGCUGUUCCAAAAGAACAGGAGUGGGACAAAACCACAAAAAAGCCACUUCAGUUUGGACUGACUUCCACUCAAGUGAUUUGUGCUGCCUGUUAAAUCUGAGGGAACAACUAGAAAAACUGAACCCAUUUUUCUUAACACCUGUCAGGUUAUUUACUGUCUUGUAAAGCUCUUGUAUGCACAGAUGAGGUCAGGUAUUUAUUGUGAAAUUAUCUCAGCUGGUGUGAGCAUGGUGAUAAUAAAACCAAGGUUGUGUGUUCAAUCCCUGUAUGAGCCUUCCACUUAAGAGUUGGACUCAAUGAUCUUUGUGGAUCCUUCCAUCUCAGAACAUUCUGUGAUAUCAAGUGAUUUUCACCAACUUCUCUUGACUUCCUAAAGUUGUUUUGAAGGAUAACUGCACAUCAGCUAAAUUACUAAUAAUGAUCUUAUUAUUUGUAGGGGAUCCCUCUGUUCUCUGUUUGAAGCCUGCUGUUGUAACCUUUAAACUCUGCUACAGUGCCCACCACUAAUGUUCCUUGUAAUUCAUAAGAUGGAUAAUAGUGGCAAAUAUUACUAAUUUGUGUGUUUACUAUUCUGCUUUUCUGGGUUCUUUUUGAAGUGUGCCAGAAAGGUAUGAAAUGUUGUCUUUUUUUUUUUUUUAACCAGCUCUGUAGGCCAAUAUGGUAAUGAGUACUGAAAGACUCUUGCCUCUUAUCCAAAAUAGUUCCACAUUGGAGUAACUUUGUGAAGUCAAUUUUGUUUUAUGUUUGUGAAACUAUUAGGACACCGAGUCCAAGUUGUCAGAGUUACAAAAAUUAUAAUGAAUUAUAAUGCUGGUUUUGUAGAGGAUUGCCACUUAUUUAACUUCUAAAGUGAUUUUUGCUGGUGAUUUUGAAUUGUUGAGUGUGUUUUCUAACCACAUCAGUUCUGGAUUCAGAACAAACUUGUAAAACAUGCAUUUCCAGAGCUUAGUUGGAACUAUUAUCAGUGAAGACUUAUUCUCUUGUGUGAAUGUUAACAAGGGUACUUCCACAGAAAGAGAAAUGGUUGAGAGGUGUUGGCAUACUAAACUGUGUUCAGGAGCAGGCAACAACUGUGUUGAAUCAUUACGAUUUGGUAGAUUUGAUUUUAAGUUCAGUAUUGUUUCAUUUUACUAACAUUGCUCAACGCAUCUAGUUUGGAUUCGCUGGUCUUUCAGUUACUGAUCUUCUGUAUUUUAAUGUGAAGAGAAUCCACGUCUAAGGGCUCCAGCUCAAAAAGCAUUUUGUUCCCAUAAGAGCUACCCAGUAAAAAUGCUUCAAUCCCUGCACUUCAAGUUUCUCUGGUGAAGUAUGUUUGUGUGCUUAAAAUGCAAGUGAUGUGUCGAAUGGCAGUCAACAUUUCAUUGGAAGUUUCCCCAAUCAAAAUAAAGACCUGUAACUUUGAAUCUUGAUUGAAUAAAGAUAUUUCAGACUCCUUAAAAAUUAGUUUGCUAUUCUGUCCUGAGUUUUUUGUUUACUUUGCUUUUCUUCCAAGGAUGUAAUUUUAAAUUUGAUAGUAUUCUUUACAGAAAAAGAUAGGGAAACCAAGCUGAUAUUUUUUUUUAAUUAGAGUGUUUGGAGUUUUAAAUGUUUCCUCAGCUUUAAACUCAAAAUAAUCUUUAGUGUAAAAACUUGAAAUCGUAUUUCAAAUACAAAUAUAAUAUAUUUGGUUUAUUUGUAUGUUUAUAAAGAUACCAAUUUAUAAAAUAAAAG
Molecule: messenger RNA, 7033 nt
Organism: Prinia subflava (tawny-flanked prinia)
Lineage: Eukaryota; Metazoa; Chordata; Aves; Passeriformes; Cisticolidae
Gene: EGF
Product: epidermal growth factor
Exons: 25
Coding region: 709-4467 (1252 amino acids)
Biological process (GO): canonical Wnt signaling pathway
Cellular component (GO): plasma membrane
Molecular function (GO): Wnt-protein binding; calcium ion binding; Wnt receptor activity
Source: RefSeq, a predicted model, not a curated record